AGCCCGGAAGAAGAAUGAAAACUCGUAACUUCCUUUAACGCUAUAGCGCCGCCCAGAAACCCCUGUCUUUUACAGCGGACAACCCCGUCUGUCUUUCUUUUCGCUCAUCAUGGCGGACCGGUUCAAUAAGGUUCUGCUGCUUGAUGGCAGAGGCCAUCUACUUGGCCGUCUUGCUGCCAUUGUGGCUAAGCAAGUUCUGCUGGGACACAAGGUGGUAGUUGUGAGAUGUGAGGGUAUCAACAUCUCUGGGAACUUCUACCGUAACAAAUUGAAGUACCUGGCUUUCCUGCGUAAAAGGAUGAACACCAACCCCUCUCGUGGACCAUACCAUUUCAGAGCUCCCAGCAGAAUCUUCUGGAGGACCGUAAGGGGCAUGCUCCCUCACAAAACCAAAAGAGGACAGGCUGCAUUGGAAAGGUUGAAGGUGUUUGAUGGUGUUCCCCCUCCUUAUGACAAGAGGAAGCGCAUGGUCGUACCUGCCGCCCUGAAGAUUGUGCGUCUGAAGCCCACUCGCAAGUUUGCCCUCCUUGGACGUCUGGCCCACGAGGUUGGCUGGAAGUACCAGGCUAUCACAGCCACUUUGGAAGAGAAGAGGAAAGAGAAGGCCAAGAUCCGGUACACCAAGAAAAAGACAGAGAUAAAGCUGUCAAAGCUGGCAGAGAAGAAUGUGGAGAGCAAGAUUUCAAAGUACACUGCUGUCCUUAAACAAUACGGUGUCCUUGUCUGAGCUUGUUCAUGGUUGCCUAUAAAGAUGGAUAAAUGUU
Messenger RNA from Oncorhynchus keta (chum salmon), 764 nucleotides. RefSeq names its product 60S ribosomal protein L13a-like. The record is from RefSeq and is a predicted model, not a curated record. NCBI's taxonomy places the organism in Eukaryota, Metazoa, Chordata, Actinopteri, Salmoniformes, Salmonidae. Gene Ontology annotation, cellular component: ribosome; cytosolic large ribosomal subunit. Gene Ontology annotation, molecular function: structural constituent of ribosome; mRNA binding. The transcript is spliced from 7 exons. Bases 110 to 727 code for a protein of 205 amino acids. Gene Ontology annotation, biological process: translation; negative regulation of translation.